UGCAAACUGCAAAGAGACCAAAGACACCAACGUUUGAAUCUUGAUCAGACUCUUUUUUUAUUUCUCUUUGGCCUGUCUCUUUUGUUCUUUCCACUCUCUCACUCUCACAAAUACAUAGCAAAUAUCAGUUAUACAGCAUUUAUGAAUGUUCAUUCAACACACACGGGAAACCUGCAACUUCACCUUCCUGCUGUUUCUUUGUCAGCUUGGAUCUAACUAGGAACCAAACUGAUCACCUUCAACUUGUUUUCUCUCCAAGUUUUCCAGGGUGUUUCUGCCAGAACUUGAACAACCUUCUAAGGUUUUGGAGCUGGUUUCUUAAGUUUUGUAUUGAUCAUCUUUGUCAAGGAUUCUUCUGGCCAAAAGGACAGGACUGCUCGUCAGAGAGGAACAAGAGACAGAAAAAAUGCCACAGGAAACCAACUCUAAUCCAAUUUUCACUUCUCCUUCCAAGAAUCUGAGAGGGUUAAAGGCUUUAGUGUCCAACAGCAUUGAGGCCUCACACACUGAAGAUAUCUUCAAUGACAAUGAAUUAGCUCAAAGAAAGGCUGAAGAAGCAGCUUCAAGGAGGUACCAAGCAGCAGAAUGGCUAAGGCAGAUGGACCAAGGUGCAUCAGAAUCCCUACCCAAAGAACCCUCUGAAGAAGAGUUUUGCCUUGCACUUCGCAAUGGGCUCAUUCUUUGCAAUGUCCUUAACAAAGUUAAUCCUGGAGCUGUUCUUAAGGUGGUGGAAAAUCCAAUAAUCCCAGUCCAGUCAACAGAAGGGGCAGCACAGUCUGCAAUCCAGUAUUUUGAAAACAUGAGGAAUUUCCUGGUAGCUGUAAAAGACAUGCAGCUCCUGACGUUUGAAGCUUCUGAUGUUGAAAAGGGCGGCUCGAUGAAUAAAGUUGUGGACUGCAUUCUCUGUCUGAAAGGAUACCAUGAGUGGAAGCAAGCAGGAGGAAUUGGAGUUUGGAGGUAUGGAGGAACUGUGAAGAUUACAGCCUUCUCAAAAGGGUCACUGCCCUCGUUGGUUGGAAGUGAAAGUGCUGAUGAUUCACUGGAUGGAUCAGAAUCAUCACAGUAUGAACAAUUAUUGGAGUUUCUCCACCUCUCUAAUGAAGUAGCUAUUGAAGAGUCCAAAACUGCCAAUGCCCUGGCUUUCCUUUUUGAUCGCUUUGGGCUUUGGCUUCUACAAGCUUACCUUAGAGAGAGCAACGGGAUUGAAGAAUUGCCCUUGAAUGCAAUGGUAAUCGAUACCUUGAUCAGUAAGAUAGUUAAGGACUUCUCUGCAUUGCUUGUUUCUCAGGGAACUCAGCUUGGACUGUUUCUGAAGAAAAUCUUGAAAGCUGACAUUAAUUCUCUAUCAAAAUCUGAUUUUAUAGAAGCCAUCUCACUGUAUCUUGGUCAAAGGACUAGCCUGGCAUCAAAUGAUUUCUCUAAGUUCUGCAUCUGUGGUGGGAAACGUGAGGUUAUUCGCCAUACUGUUAGUCACUCAGCUGCUCAUGCAGAACUUAUUGAUCUUCAGCAGAGAGAGCUUGAGGACAUUAAAUUAGAUUUUCAAGAAACAAGACUUCAAGUCAGACAAAUUCACUCAAGUUGGGAGGAAGAACUUAAAAGGCUAGAGCAUCAUAUCAAGGGUCUUGAAGUGGCAUCCUCUUCUUACCACAAGGUAUUAGAAGAAAACCGUAUGCUUUACAAUCAAGUCCAAGACCUCAAAGGAACCAUAAGAGUCUACUGCAGAGUGAGGCCCUUUCUGCAAGGCCAAACAAAUGGACAAUCAACCGUAGAUUAUAUAGGAGAAAACGGAAAUAUCAUGAUUGUCAAUCCUUUAAAGCAGGGCAAGGACGCAAGAAAAGUGUUCUCGUUUAACAAGGUGUUUGGACCAAAUGUCUCUCAAGAGCAAAUAUACGUUGACACUCAACCACUGAUCAGAUCUGUCCUAGAUGGCUUCAAUGUUUGCAUCUUUGCAUAUGGACAAACUGGCUCAGGAAAGACAUACACAAUGAGUGGCCCUGAUUUGACUACUGAACAAACAUGGGGUGUGAAUUAUCGUGCUCUAUGUGACCUGUUUCAAAUAUCCAAGGAGAGAGCAGAUGCUGUUAAAUAUGAAGUUGGGGUGCAGAUGAUUGAAAUAUACAAUGAACAAGUGAGAGAUUUACUUGUCAUGGAUGGCUCUAAUAGAAGAUUGGAUAUUCGUAACAAUUCUCAGUUGAAUGGCCUAAAUGUGCCUGAUGCAAGUUGGGUUCCAGUUUCGAGUACUCAAGAUGUUCUUGACUGGAUGAGGAUUGGUCAUAAGAAUCGAGCUGUAGGUGCUACUGCUUUAAAUGAAAGAAGUAGCCGGUCUCACAGUGUUUUGACUAUUCAUGUGUAUGGAAAAGAGUUGGUUUCUGGAUCCAUCCUCAAAGGUUGCCUGCAUUUGGUGGAUUUGGCUGGGAGUGAGAGAGUGGAUAAAUCGGAGGCGGUAGGUGACAGAUUGAAGGAAGCUCAACACAUCAAUAGAUCACUGUCUGCACUAGGAGAUGUCAUCUCUGCACUCGCACAGAAGAGUGCCCAUAUUCCUUACAGAAACAGCAAGCUUACGCAAGUAUUACAGGAUUCUUUAGGAGGGCAAGCUAAAACAUUAAUGUUUGUACAUAUAAGCCCUGAAGUCAAUGCCAUUGGAGAGACAGUGAGCACACUAAAGUUUGCUGAGAGGGUUGCUUCCAUUGAACUUGGGGCAGCUCGAUCUAACAAGGAAACUGGUGAAAUCCGAGAACUUAAAGACGAGAUAUCAAAUCUUAAACUUGCCUUGGAAAAGAAGGAAGCAGAAGUAGAACAACUGAAAGGAGGACAUGUUCGAAGUAUGGCUGAAUCACAAAGAGGAAGAGCGGUUUCACCUUUCCAUAUUCCAAGAUAUGGAAUGUCUACCAGCAUUAAGCCUGAAACAUCUCAGAGGCCUGGUGAUGAUAGUAGAAUCUCUGAGGCCAGAAGCUCUUCUUCAGGUAAGCAGAGGAGGUCAAGAUUUCCAUCUGCACUCACAGACAAGGAAGUGCUGCCGAAGAUGCCUAUUUUAGCUGAAGAGAGAUUGGCAAGUGCAGUAAAGGCAAGGUCACCAUCUCCUCCUGUGAGGAGAUCAUUAUCUACUGAUAGAGGAGCCUUAAUUAGAAGCAGGACCAAGGCUGACACAGUAGACAACCAACCAGUCUCAAGAGUACCAUUUCCGGCUAGAGUUCCUGUUAAUAAAUCCUUCACUACAACAACUGUGAUCCCAUCGACAGAAAAUAACAACUCCAGAGUUCAUAUGAGUUCUCAAGAGACAGCCAAACAAGAUAAUACCUCAGAUGCAUUCUACAACCAGCUCCAAAAACUCAGCAUUAAGAAAGUUCACUCAGAACAUGAAGAUGAGUUUAGGCAAGCCCUUAAUAUUAGACAAGGUGGCAUUAGGAAAAGCAAGGCUGAGAAUAAGGCUAGAAUAAAGCACCAACUGCCAGCGAGACUUCAGAAAACUGAUGUUGCAGUGACAUUGCUUUCUGAUAUGGAUGCUGCUAGUGAGAAAAUGGAGGAGCCUCGAAAAAGUGACUUCUCUGAUCCAGAAAAUGAGCAUUCACUAGUCGUGUCUCCUGUGCAUAGUGCCUUGAAAAUGAAGAAGGUUCGACAGAACUUCUCUAGGAAUUUGCAGAAUCUUGAACCAAGAGGAUUAGUUCAAGCAGUGGAACCCUUGUUGGGUGGGAAAAUUGACAGGAUUCCAAAUGGCGUAAUUCGCCAAGCAAAGGAAGGAAGUAACACUUUGAUGCCUGAAUUUAGAAGGAGCAGAUCUUCACCUCGCGGGAAAUUUUUGGUUUUGCCUUGAGGAUUCUACAGUAUAUAUAGCAUACUAAAUCCUUGCCUUUGUCAGCAAUAUUGUUUAAAAUUUUGUAUAGUGACUAUUCAAGUUGGUCUUUUUGGGUUGCAUUUUCAAGGGAUAUAUUGUUGUGCAAGAUGUCAUUUGAGAUGAAUUAUGUGUAUACUUAAAAAAACUUAUAUGAUUUGUUUCAUCUGAUUUUUCUUUUC
Messenger RNA from Theobroma umbraticum, 4011 nucleotides. NCBI's taxonomy places the organism in Eukaryota, Viridiplantae, Streptophyta, Magnoliopsida, Malvales, Malvaceae. The record is from RefSeq and is a predicted model, not a curated record.